UAGCCAUUUAGCCAGCACGCUAGAGAGGAUUGCGGGAAGACGGACAGUGAGGGGUUCAUUCACAGGCUUCUCGACGUUUCUUCUCCCCGUUCCUUUUUUCCGCACAAUAUAUUUAUCGAUAAUACGGCGUUGUUUAGUGCUACGGUCGUUUGAAACGGAGCAAAAGCGACCCGAGAGGGGAUUUGUUGUGCGGUUUUAUCGGCGGUCUCAUCUGAACGGCAGGCACGCUGAUGGCGGUCACUAUCGAGGAUCUCUACCGCAGCUACGGGGUCCUUGCUGAUGCUAAGGACAACCUCAGCCAGCACAAAGAUGCCUACCAAGUAAUCCUGGAUGGCGUGAAGGGUGGCCCGAAGGAGAAACGGCUGGCGGCACAGUUUAUUCCCAAGUUCUUCAGCAGCUUCCCAGAAUUGGCAGAUGCAGCCAUUAACGCCCAGCUUGAUCUCUGUGAAGAUGAUGACGUGUCUAUUCGACGACAUGCCAUCAAGGAGCUCCCGCGGUUUGCAACUGGGGAGAACAUCGUCAGGGUUGCAGAUAUUCUCACCCAGCUCCUCCAGACAGAUGACACGGCAGAGUUCAACCAAGUGAAUGCAGCACUUAUCUCUAUCUUCAAGAUAGAUGCUAAAGGUACUCUCGGAGGCCUCUUCUCUCAGAUCUUGCAGGGAGAAGACAUCGUGCGGGAAAGGGCCAUCAAGUUUCUGUCAACCAAACUGAAGACCUUGACAGAAGAUGUUAUGACCAAGGAGGUGGAGGAGUACGUCUUUGCAGAGACAAAGAAGGUGCUGGAGGAUGUGACUGGAGAGGAGUUUGUGCUGCUGAUGCGUGUCGUGUCAGGCCUGCGGGUGCUGCAGACAGUGAACGGGCGGCAACAGCUGGUUGAGCUGGUGGUGGAGCAGGCAUUCCUGGAGCAGGCCCUCAACCCAGCUGACCCUGACACUGUAGACCGCCUACUUCAGUGCACGCGCCAGGCCCUGCCCCUUUUCUCUAAAAAUGUCCAUUCCACACGUUUUGUCACCUACUUCUGUGAACACGUCCUGCCCAACCUCAGCACCUUGGCGAGUCCUGUGGCUGAGCUGGACAUUCAGUUGGAGGUGCUGAAGCUGCUGGCUGAGAUGAGUCCGUUCUGUGGAGACAUGGAUAAGCUGGAGGCCAACCUCAACAUGCUGUUUACCAAGCUGCUGGAGUUCAUGCCUUUGCCUCCAGAAGAGGUGGAGAACGGAGAGAACUCAGCGAGCGAGGAGCCCAAACUGCAGUUCAGCUACGUGGAGUGUCUCCUCUUCGGCUUCCACCAGCUGGGCAAGAAGCUGCCAGACUUCCUCCUCGACAAAGUGGACGCCGAGCGCCUCAAAGACUUCAAGAUCAGGUUACAAUAUUUUGCCAGAGGCCUGCAGGUUUACAUCAGACAGCUGCGAGUAGCACUGCAAGGCAAGACGGGAGACGCUCUGAAGACAGAUGAGAACAAGAUCAAAGUGGUGGCCCUCAAGAUCACAAACAAUAUCAAUGUCCUCAUCAAGGAUCUGUUCCACAACCCUCCAUCAUUCAAGAGCACAGUCACUCUGUCCUGGAAACCCGUCCAGAAGGCAGAGGCAGUAGCCCCUAAGCGUCCUUCAACUGAGGAGAUGGGCGCCGGCGCCGGCACAAAAAAACAGAUUUCUCCGCAGCCCCGGAGGGACGCGCGGCAAAUCUACAAUCCUCCCAGCGGCAAGUACAGCGCCUCCAUUGGCAAUUUUAACUAUGAGCAGCGCGGCGGCUUCAGGGGAGGCCGGGGACGAGGUUUCGGAGCCAGAGGCAACAGGAGCCGAGGCCGAAUCUACUGAGACACACACACACACACAUGCACUCAGUACAUAUUUGUCAUUGAACUGCAUCACAUCAGGAUCUUUGCCGUGCCCGGACGGACUACUUACCACCUGCUCUUUUUUUUUUUUUUUUUUUUUAAAACUGGUUUCCACGUCUUUUUCACU
Molecule: messenger RNA, 1961 nt
Organism: Thunnus maccoyii (southern bluefin tuna)
Lineage: Eukaryota; Metazoa; Chordata; Actinopteri; Scombriformes; Scombridae
Gene: api5
Product: apoptosis inhibitor 5
Exons: 14
Coding region: 231-1814 (527 amino acids)
Biological process (GO): negative regulation of apoptotic process
Cellular component (GO): nucleus
Molecular function (GO): RNA binding
Source: RefSeq, a predicted model, not a curated record